GGUCUUUAUCCAAGGGAAAUUUCGCCAUAAAAUCCCUUUUUUCGUGAUUUUCUCGAGUGGCUCGCUUGCCACAUAUUUCACACUUAGUAAACCGUUUUCUCGGUGGCAUUGUAACAAACUCGUUCUUUACUCUGAUCACGGUUCACUAUUUUCGAUAUUUUCACUAAAUAAUAAAUAAAAUAAUAAAGGAAUUGCACGAAAUACCCGAACAAAACAUUGAAGCCUUCAUAACACACAAAACAAUUAGGCUGACAGUUGACUUGAUGUAAACUUGACAGAAUAAAUAGCACUGACGUUUUAUUUUUCUUCGUUGGCAAAGAUUUGCGAAACAAGUUCCAUACAAAACUUAUUUUGUUCUUAGUUGCGUCAGCCUGCUGACAACCAGCUGUGGCACUGCAAUGGCGGAAGGAUUCAAUGUGUGCGUGUCACGAAUGUGUACCUAGGCGGAUUGAGUAGAUUUUCUCUAGUUUGGUAUGAAAACUUUUCUUGCUCGGGGAUAAGGUUCAAUCUAGUAUGGCAAAAGAAGUGAGAGCGCCCUCCACUUUAGGUACAACUUCAUGGAUUAAUAUCGUAUUUUACGUUAUAUUGUAUGUCUAUGUAUUUUACGAAAGAUAAUGUGUUAAUUAUUUAACUUAUGUAUGAACAUUUAUCCUGCCUCUUUUUUUCUUUCGAUCGGUAUAAUUUUUCAACAUUCGACCACGCAUGCUGGCGUAUUUAAUUUUUUUCUUCGAACAAUUAAUGCACUGAUGACGUUUCAAUUCGACUGACACGGCAGAUUGGUGGAUGAGGCCAUAGAGAUAACUGUCAAUGUUAGUGCACAUGUACACAGGCCCUCAAGUCCAUACAAAGAAAAAAAACAUGUACGCAGGUACCUAUUGUAAUUAGACCUAGACAGAUAUCUACCAGCUAAGAUACAUUGAUUGAGUAAGAUGUGUAAAAUCUAAUAUUUAAUAUAUAAAUAUUUUUCGGUAAUUCUGAUUGUCAAAAGUUGAAGUUUGACAAUUCAGUGACCGCAAAACGUAUAGCGCAGUACAGCGCCAUCUGUUUUGGAUGUCAAACUAAGAGACACGUUGUUUCUUAGAUAUAUACCUCUCUAUUACAAUCAAUUCUCUUUGCUACCAGCUUUCCUGUUUUAUUCCAACAGGUUUUUACGUGUUACUCUAAGCAUAUAAGUUUGUUAUAAAACUACUUUGUUUAUUCUGUAGCAGUCCUUUGAAAGAGGCAGUCAAUUUUACAGAAGAUGACAAAACUGAUUUUAAUCCUUUGUUUCCUUAUUAGUGGUGUUUUGCUGUAUGACACACGAAUAUGCAAAACUAUAAGAACAAGGAUUCUUCACGAAGGGGACCGUUUCGAGCCGCAGAAAUGCUUCUUCUGCGAAUGUCGAAAUCAGACUCUGAGCUGCGAUGACCAGGAGCCAGAUGCCUGUGCUGCGCCGCCUUGCGAUCCCGCGAUACAGGUCUCUAUUUCGGACAGGUGCUGCAAGAUUUGCCCAGGGGUAGGAUCUCGCUGUUGGUUCAACGGGAUGACAAUCGAGGAUGGAGAAAGCUUCCAACUAGAUCCUUGUGGUACAUGCAACUGCCAAGAUGGGAAGCUGACAUGCUCCGAAGAGUGCCCGAGCGGAUGACUUGACUUGGAAAUUGAACAGAUUUAUCAUUUAAGUAUACCAAACAAAUUUAACGCAUAAGUAGAUACAGUAGGAGAUUUUAUAUAGAACAUAAACUGGGGCAGAGGUUAUUCAUAACCUAUGGUUGGUGUUUUGUACUUUACUGCAUGGUGAUUCUUUUGAAAUAACUCUUGAAAAGUAACCUUGAAAGUAACUCUCUGGCGUCUCAAGUAUCUUUUUUUAAAUUGCAGUACGCGUUACGGUCUCAAGGUAAGCCCUACUAAAACUCAGGUUAUGGUGAUAGGUAGGUAGCUCAAAGCUUACUGCCCGGAUUGAUUUUGGCUCUCUACCUGCCACAAUGUUUCAUGGUAUUCAGAUUCCCUUCUCCAGGUAAGGAAUCACGGUGUCAUGAUGGACCAGAGUCUCUCUUGGGCACCUCAGUUGAGUGAGGUUAGUAGGAAGAUGUUUGCUGCAAUUUCAUCACUCCGCAGACUUCGAAAUUUCUUGCCUUACGCCACUAAAAUUGCGCUAGCUCAAUCUCUCUUACUGCCCAUAUUACGAGUAAAUUAAGCUGACAUUUGCUAUCUCGACCUUACGAAGGACCAGCUGAAUAAGCUUGAGCGCCUCCAGAACCUCUGUAUAAGAUUUAUAUUUGGCUUGCGCAAAUAUGACCAUGUGUCUCAGUUUCGUUCUCAGCUCAAGUGGCUUCCUAUUCGUCUUCGCCGUGGCUCUCAUGUUCUUGCCCUACUUUAUAGCGUGCUAAAUAAAUAAAUAACAAAUAAAUAAAUCAAUAUUAUAGGUCAUUAUUACACAAAUUGACUAAGUCCCACAGUAAGCUCAAUGAGGGUACUUAGACAACGAUAUAAAUAAUAUAUAAAUAUUUAUAAAUACUUAAAUACAUAGAAAACAUCCAUGACUCAGGAACAAAUAUCCAUGCUCAUCACACAAAUAUAUGCCCUUACCAGGAUUUGAACCCAGGACCAUCAGCUUCGUAGGCAGGGUCACUAAUACCCACUAGGCCAAACCGGUCGUCAAAUAUACAUCUAAAUAGAUAUUUCACUAAAAACUUUUUAAAUGAUUUAUAUUGCUGGCUGGAUGUUGGAUGUCGUAAA
Cydia pomonella (codling moth) is the source of this 2715-nucleotide messenger RNA. RefSeq names its product kielin/chordin-like protein. The transcript is spliced from 3 exons. Gene Ontology annotation, molecular function: protein binding. NCBI's taxonomy places the organism in Eukaryota, Metazoa, Arthropoda, Insecta, Lepidoptera, Tortricidae. Bases 1241 to 1624 code for a protein of 127 amino acids. The record is from RefSeq and is a predicted model, not a curated record.